AUGGUAGAGGCAAGGCAUCCAAUUCACGAUGAAGAAACCCUCUCCUCUCAUCCUCACCGCUCUCCACCCGACCCGAAUCACCUGCCUUCCUAUCGCUCAACAACCCCACCCUCAGUCCCCGAAACUGGACCUCUUUGCUGCUCAAUCUCAAAUGCAACGGCAGAUUUUCUUGCCUUUUCUCCGACAACCGGGAAGGAACAAGCCAGAAAAGCAUUAGAAAGUGCACUUGGUGGAAAGAAGGCUGAAUAUGAAAAGUGGGACAAAGAAAUUAAAAGAAGAGAGCAAGCUGGUGGUGGGGAUAAUGCCGGCGGUGGGGGUUGGUUUGGAUGGGGUGGAAGAUUUGGUUGGUCCAAUGGUGACAAUUUCUGGCAAGAAGCUCAACAAGCUACCCUCGCCAUUCUAGGCAUUAUUCUCAUGUAUCUCAUAAUUGUAAAGGGAGAAGUAAUGCUGGCUGUCAUCUUCAAUCCAUUGCUUUAUGCUUUGCGAGGAACCAGAGACGUUUUGCCUAUGUAACAUCGAGAAUCCUAGGAAAGAUACGCAGAUGGUCCUGUUGGUUCUGGCAAUAUGUUAAAAAGGAAGCAGACUUUCAUGUUUUGCUAAAGAAAGUGUUUUGAGAAAAUGGGGGAACAAUUGAAAUUUUCUUGCAGGUUCGGACAUCACUUUUUUUUUUCUUUUCAUCUUGACACUUGUGUGGCAAUAAUUGAUUAUUGCAUUUUGAAUUGUAGUAUCUAUAAAUACAUUUUUGAAACUUAAUGAAUGAGAUGGAAGUUGAAAUUUA
Messenger RNA from Hibiscus syriacus, 778 nucleotides. RefSeq lists its product as uncharacterized. Bases 1 to 513 code for a protein of 170 amino acids. NCBI's taxonomy places the organism in Eukaryota, Viridiplantae, Streptophyta, Magnoliopsida, Malvales, Malvaceae. The transcript is spliced from 4 exons. The record is from RefSeq and is a predicted model, not a curated record.